This is a messenger RNA of Sphaeroforma arctica JP610, 230 nucleotides long. RefSeq lists its product as hypothetical. Gene Ontology annotation, biological process: mitochondrial L-ornithine transmembrane transport. Gene Ontology annotation, molecular function: L-ornithine transmembrane transporter activity. NCBI's taxonomy places the organism in Eukaryota, Ichthyosporea, Ichthyophonida. The annotation marks the transcript as partial. The transcript has a single exon. The record is from RefSeq and is a predicted model, not a curated record.
GGCUGUCGGCGUGUGUCACAUCGUUUGUGCUCACCCCCACCGAACUCGUGAAGUGUCAAUUGCAAGUGUUGAACCAAGGCUCGGGCACAGCCAAACUGGGUGUAGUGGAUGUCUUUAAACGUAUUGUCCAGACGGACGGUGUCCUGGGCCUACAAAAGGGACUCACAGGAACGUUUAUCCGGUAUGUUUCAGGAGAGUACAUAAUUCAUAGACACAUAAAUAGACGCUAG